Messenger RNA from Nicotiana attenuata, 519 nucleotides. RefSeq lists its product as uncharacterized. NCBI's taxonomy places the organism in Eukaryota, Viridiplantae, Streptophyta, Magnoliopsida, Solanales, Solanaceae. The coding region runs from base 1 to 519 and encodes 172 amino acids. The record is from RefSeq and is a predicted model, not a curated record. The transcript has 3 exons.
AUGGCACCAUUGGAGUCUUUGUACGAUGGGAGAUGUAUAUCUCCCAUUGGAUGGUUCAAGAUUGGGGAAGCCGAGUUAAUAGGGCCAGACCUCAUGCAUCAUGCUAUGGAGAAGGUUAAGCUCAUCAAGGAGCGGGAUUUGGAGUUCAAAUGGGAUGAUUGGGUAUUCUUGAAAGUUCCCCCCAUGAAGGCUAUAAUGCGGUUUGGUAAGAAUGGGAAAUUGAGUCAGAGGCUAGAACUACCUCCGGAUAUGUCUUUAGUGCACCCGGUGUUUCACGUAUCCAUGUUGAAGAAGGUGGUUGGAGAUCCGUCUCUUAUUGCUCCAAGUGAGACUAUUGAAGUUAAUGAGGAAUUGGCUUAUGAUGAAAUUCCAGUUGCCUUUCUUGAUAGGCAAGUCCGUAAGCUGAGAAAUAAAGAAAUUGCCUCGGUGAAAGUACUAUGGCGAAAUCAACAGGUUGAAGAGGCCACCUGGGAGGCCGAGGAAGUGAUGAAGAAGAAGUACCCUUAUUUGUUUGAAUAG